AUUAUAUGAUAACGGUUAAACUGUGAUAACGCUAAAUCGACAACAAAGUCACAUUUUUGAAAUGGUAUGUGUUUUUUGGCGCCCUAUUUAGCCGUUGAGUUUUGCGAAUAAAUAACCAAUUAUUAGGCUCAUAAAAUCGUGAACAUUUUGUCUCCCGAAGAAAUUACCCUGGUCAUUGCCACAGCAGCACUCGAGGUCGAGAAAACUGGUAAAAUAAUGACUUUUAAUAGUAUUACAGACUUACUAAUAAAGUUUUCAUUUGUUUGUAAUUUUCCAGUACUAUGUCGGACAAAAGUUCAAGGACUGUAUGGUUGUCGUCGAAACUUAAACAGUUUGCGUUGGAUGAAGAAAUCUACUUAAAUUAUAUAGAGAGUGUAUUAGAUGGCGAAGAAGACCGUUCUGAAAAGAUCAACGCUCUAGAGGCAAUUCUUGGAGAAGUAUUAGUAAGUUUAACACAAACCACAUAAGUUGUAAAACAAAAUAAUAUAUUUGUAUGCUGUAUAUAGAAUGUAAAUGAAGUGAAAACUGAAUGCAUGGAAAUAAUAAACAUGUAUGACACUCCAGACAGUAAUGACAGCAAAGAAAUAAAUAAACCUGUCGAAAACCACGACGAGACAUUGGUUAAAAUGUUAGAAAAUAAUAUGAGAAAUUUAGUGUCUAUUCCUAGUAAAGUUGUCAAACGAAAUUCGAAUGAAGAAGAUUCAGAUUUAAUGAAAAUUAGAAAAAAUAUUUUGUCUCAUUAUGCACAAGUAUGUAUACUAUUAAAAUAAUGCAUUAUAUACCUACGUAAAAAUUUAAAAUUGUAAAUUCUAUUAUCAUAUUUUAACUAGCUAAUAGUUGCAAUUUAUUGAAAUUUAAAAUAGUUGCCUGCGUGAGUUAGCACCUAUUUUUUUAUAUUUUUUUUGGUUUUAGAAAGAAACAAAUUCUGAGGAAGAAGAAUCGGAUGACUUAGACAUAGAAGACAAUACCAAUGUAAGUUCUGUAGUAGCAUUAAAAAGAGAACAAAGGGAAAGGGCCAGAGAACAAAGUUUGCGGAAAAAAGAAAAAGAUAAAGAAGACAGGUAAUUAUUAUAUCUAGUUUUAUAGUUAUAUUUGUUAAGCCGUACAAUUCUAUAGUUAUUACAUUCCAUAAUUAAAUAAAUAUUAAUGGCAUUUCAAAUUAUAAUUUGAAUAAAACUAUAAUUUAGUUCACAUACUUUAGAAUAUUUAAUUUUUGUUUAUCAUAUUUGAUGGUCGUGUCUAGUUAAUAAAUAUUGUAUAAAAAUACAAAAUAAUGUGUACCUAUUGGAAACAGAAUAUUUUUAUCUUUGUAUUAUGCGCGUGUAACAAACAAAUGUUAACAUGUGAUAUUUACAACAAUAAGAGAAUUCUGAAAGCAUUUCACAAUUUGAAUUUGACGUCAGGUCUAUUUGAGAUAAACUUCCUCACUAUUUUAAAUUUUUUGUUUUAAAUUCUCCAAAAAUUCUAUUAUUUUUUUUUCAUCAUGGCUUUUUUAAUGAUCUAAGAGGAUAAAAUAAAAAAUGUGGAAAUGUCAAUUUCAAGUAGAAUUGACAACAAAUUCUAAUUUGUUUUUUGAAUUUGUAUUGCUUAAACAUGUUUAAAUUCCUACAUUAGUCAUAUGUAAGGCAAAGGGCGGAAAAUUGCCACUCCCAAUCUCCUUAAGAGAUGCCAUAUUCACUUGUGCUCGCUCAGUAAAACCAAUAUGGUUUAAUCUACUUUACGCAGACUGCGCAGAACUCUCUUAAUUUUGGUUUUAGAGUGAAAACGCCUAUAAAUUAAUAGAGCAAGACAGUGCGUUUUAAUAUAAUGUUCAAUAUAUUGUUUAGAAAUAAAAUUAAUUCAUUGUUUUUAAAUUACUAUAACGUUUCGAAAAAUUAAUUUAAAAAAAUUACCACAUCGUAUUGUCUUCUUUUACUUUUAUUAAUAGGUGCUUUUAUUCUAAAACCAAAAUUAAAUGAAUUUUACAUAGUCUGUGUAAAAUAGAUUUUGCUAUAUUGCCCAUUACUUGGACUGACAUAACACAUGCGGAUAUAGUGUCCUCUUAAAUCAAAUACAAACAUUUUUAUGUAAUACAUACAAUAUGUGAAUUUAAUCUAAUUGAUAGUUUAGAAGAUUUAGAAGAUUUUAAUAGAUAGAAGAUUUUUGUUGAAGAUAUUAGUUUUAUAUAUUGUCAUACAUUCAUACUUUAAUUACGAAGAUUUAAAUUAUAUUUUACAGAGAAAAACAAAAGCAAUUGGCCCAAGAAAAAAAAGACAAUAAAAAGAAAAAAGCUCAAAAAGUUGAAAGAAAACGUUAGCACCUUUGGAAAAAAAAUCAUUUUGGUUUGAUGUAUUUAGAAUAUUACUAGGUGGAUGCUAACAGUCUAACAAUGAAUUUAAUUGAGCCUAUUGAAUAUGUAUUGUUUAAAUAUUAUAAAUCUAAAUUUGUGCAUCUUUUAAUUACCUUAACAAUGUUGAUAUCAAUUUUAUUUUAUAAUUAUGUACUUAAAAUGAAAUCUUGUUUAAUAAAUAG
Molecule: messenger RNA, 2511 nt
Organism: Cinara cedri
Lineage: Eukaryota; Metazoa; Arthropoda; Insecta; Hemiptera; Aphididae
Source: the annotation of a GenBank genome assembly